This is a messenger RNA of Python bivittatus (Burmese python), 4240 nucleotides long. RefSeq lists its product as uncharacterized. Gene Ontology annotation, biological process: regulation of transcription by RNA polymerase II. Gene Ontology annotation, molecular function: DNA-binding transcription factor activity; RNA polymerase II cis-regulatory region sequence-specific DNA binding. Lineage: Eukaryota; Metazoa; Chordata; Lepidosauria; Squamata; Pythonidae. The record is from RefSeq and is a predicted model, not a curated record.
UUCGGCCGAGCGCCGCCGCUCUUCUUCCCGCCGCCUCGGAGGCUCCGCGCGGGGAGCAGGGGCGCCCUCUCCGGAUCUUCCCCACCGCGGGGGAUCUUAGGAUCGGCCGCCUCCCCUUCCGGUUGGGGUUGGGGGGCUUCCGGGGUUGCCCUGGGAAACCCUCGAGUCCCGAGAGAGGUGAGCAUCCUUAGUGGGGAUCAGCAGCUCGGCCAGGCCUUCGUGCGGGAGAGCCCAUGCCGACGAGCGUGUGCUCACACUCGGUCGCGCACCAGCCCUGCAGCCACACUCACCUUCCUCGGACCCGCACAGUUUUCCUAAGGGGGAAGAUUGCACUUUUGACAGAAAUGAGAAGUUGUUGGGAGAUUUCAAAUUUCCUUUAAGAAAAGAUCUCAUCUAGACAAAGAUAUAGGAGCAGUGGGCAUUUCUCAGGACGUGGAAGAGGAUGCUCUGUGCUCAGUUACACAGCACCAGGACUUUCAGAGAUACUGCUGCCCUUGAAGAGUUUGCAAAAUGAUCGAGUUUCUCUGCUGUCAUUGGCCAAAACUAGAAUAAGACUCAAUGACUCUGAUCCUGCACUAAGUAGCCCUUCCACCGAAUAUGGAGAGCCUGGAGAGAGAACACGCCUCAGAGGCCAAUGACCAGGUGGUGGCCUUGGGAGAAAUAUUUCUCCUGCCUCAGCAGGAAAGUAAAGAAUUUCCAGAAGUUGUCCCUGAAUUCCCUGAAACUGUGAAGGGUCCAUUGGAAACCAGACCAGGGUCCCUGCCAAGAGGAAUCCUGAAGGAGAGAGAAGGAGCAGUGCUCUUGUGGGGUGAUCAAGCGAUGCUGGAAACCAAUAUGCAACCAGCUGUUUGUUUUGAUGGAGAGGAAGUAGCUGCUCUGCAACUAGAUCAGGGCCCCUUGACCUUGGAGGAGGUGGUUGUAUAUUUUACUGAAGCAGAGUGGGAACUGCUGGGUCCUGAACAGAAAGCUCUCCACCAAGAAAUUAUGGAGGAAAUCAAUGGGAUUUUAUCUUCUCUUGGUGAUAAAUGGAAAAAUAAGGAUAAAGGAAAACCAUGUCCACCUCAGAGAAUCUGCAUAAGAAAGAAACUAUGCAUAUGCUUGGAAUGUGGAAAGUGUUUGAGUUCUAACACCAACCUACGUCGACAUCAAAAAAUUCACAGUGGGGAGGGAUCAUGUACGUGCCUGGAAUGUGGAAAGUGCUUCAGUACAAAGGACAAGCUGAUUAUACAUAGAAGAAGUCACACAGGGGAGAAACCUUAUAAAUGCCUAGAGUGUGGAAAAUGCUGGACUUCAAAUACGAACCUACGUAGACAUCAAAGAACUCAUACUGGGGAGAAACCAUACCAGUGCUCGCAAUGUGGAAAGUGUUUUGCUGGCAGUCCAGACCUUAUUGCUCAUAAAAGGAUUCAUACAGGGGAGAAACCCUAUAAAUGUUUAGAGUGUGAUAAAUACUUUGCUCGCAGUUCAGACCUUAUUAAACAUAAAAAAAUUCACACAGGAGAGAAACCCUAUCAAUGCCUGGAGUGUGGAAAAUGCUUUAUACAUAGUCCAGACCUUAUAACGCAUAAAAGAACUCACACAGGAGAAAAACCCUAUAAAUGCCUGGAGUGUGGAAAAUGUUUUGCUGGCAGUCCGAACCUUAUUACACACAAAAGAAUUCAUACUGGGGAGAAACCCUAUAAAUGCUUGGAGUGUGGAAAAUGCUUUGCUCGCAGUUCAGACCUUGUUAAACAUAAAAAAAAUCACACCGGUGAAAAGCCACAUAAGUGUGUAGAGUGUGGAAAAUGCUUUGCUCGCAGUCCAGACCUCAUUACACAUAAAAGAAUUCAUACAGGGGAGAAGCCUUAUAUGUGUUUGGAUUGUGGUAAAUGCUUUGCUCGCAGUUCAGACCUUGUUAAACACAAAAAAAAUCACACAGGGGAAAAGCCCCAUCAGUGUUUAGAAUGUGGAAAGUGUUUCAUUACAAAGACAAACCUUAGCAAACAUAAAAGAACUCACACUGGAGAGAGACCGUACAAAUGUUCAAAAUGUGAAAAGAGUUUCAGUCAGAGGAUAAAUCUCACUUCCCAUGAAAGAACUCACACGGGGGAGAAGCCCUAUAAAUGUUUGGAAUGUGGAAAGAGCUUUGUUACAAAAACAAACCUUAAUACGCAUAAACGAACACACACUGGAGAGAGACCCUAUAAAUGCUUGGAAUGUGAAAAGAGUUUUAAUCAGAGGAUUCAUCUUGACUCCCACCAAAGAAUUCAUACAGGGGAGAAGCUACAUAAAUGUUUGGAAUGUGGGAAGAGUUUCAGUCGGAGGAUAAAUCUUAUUUCCCAUGAAAGAACCCACACGGGGGAGAAACCCUAUAAAUGUUUGGAAUGUGGAAAAAGCUUUGUUACAAAGACAAAUCUUAACACACACAAACGAACACACACUGGAGAGAGGCCGUAUGAAUGCUGGAAAUGUGGAAAGAGUUUUAAUCAAAGGAUUCAUCUCAGUUCUCAUCAAAGGACUCAUCUUGCUAGAAAAGAUAAAUUAUAGGUGGAAGUUUUAAAAUAUUUUUUAUGUAUGAAAUAACUGCCUUAAUUAUAGUGAUAAUAGCAUAAUCGUAAUAAUACUAUUGGUAGGUAAAGCAAGAGGUCUGCAUUGAAACGAGUUUAAUGUUUGGUGGAAAAUGAUCUUGUUGGUCUUAUGAAGCUGGUAACUGAUGGUCUCCUGCUGAGAGCAAUAGAAACUUGUACUGAUGGGAUAAGAUGGCUAGUGAAUUUUGCCUAGAUUUAUGCCUAGAGGCAUAAAACAUUAUUUGUAGUGCCUGUGAAAUAUCAAUAUGCUCUUAUACAAAGUGAUGUUUAGCAUAGCAAAAUUAGGAUUUCAAAAAAGGAAAAAAUCAGGAGAGGAAAGAAAAUCCUUCACUUUGUGAACCUGUGUUAGAUCAGCUAAUUUGAAACCUGAUGUCCAAGAGGAUGUUAGAACUAUAAUAAAUGAAGCAUUUAAUCUGUUUCCAGCCAAGAAGAAAUUUCCUCUCGAAGACCGCUAUUAAAAAAAAAAAAACAAUAAUUGGAAAGAGUCAAAGAUUGUAGUCGAUAUCUAUUUGUCAGUACAGUUUUCCAGAACAUAGUGAGAACAUGAUCCUUCUUUUUAACUAACUGGUUAAAAGAUUGACCUUGAAAUUUGAAGUAGAUGAUUUUUAAGUUCAGUUGGCAGAUGGCCAAGGGAGAGUGAUCCAAGAUAUGCUAACUUUUCCUUUAAGAAAAGAUACUUAGAGCCCUUGUGAGCUUAAUGAGGUUUAAUAUGCAGUCUGAAAUACAGAUUUUUCAAGACUAUCUUAUGAAACACUUCACUGCAAGCUAUGCACAACAUUGUUUCAAGAAGAGGUAAUUUCUUAAUUGAGGCUUCCCAUUUAAAAUUCUAAUAAAUCUCAAAAGAUGUCAACAUCUCAAAAGAUUAAAGCACUGAAUUAAAAAGUUUCAGACAAUUAAAAUUAAAACUUUGGCUGAUUUACAUGAUGCUACGGAUAAAGCUGACAGAUUUUGAACAUUUGCUGGAAAGAGACAAGAUGUGAACAGCCAAGCUACAGGUGUUUCAAACUUUAUAUAUUAGAUACAGGGGACAGAUAAAGGUUUUAAUCUGUCCAACAAAUUGAAUAAAGCCUUAUUCAAAUAAGGAAAUGAGAAUAGUGUGCAAUAUUCUUCCAUCUCAGUUAUCUGUAACAGUUAAUUAUCAGAUACUGAAUUGUCAGCUGUUGUGUUAAAAACAGUAGCAAUUAGUGGUUUAUGUUUGUAUUGAUUGCUGUAUUUCUUUAUAAAAUCAUUAAAAUGUAGCCCUACACCCAAGAGAUACUGUAAUAAAAGUGCACAAUUUGGGUCAGCCUGAGGCCUGCUGUGGCUUUUAUUAGGCACGCAAAAUGCCACAAUUCCAAAGGUUGAGCUGGGCCAGAAGCCAAAGUGAGUGGGACCAUUCCCAAUCCCUGACAAUAAGGUAAAAAAAUAAAGAUUCAACAGAGAGAAGGGCUUUAUGUUUUAUCUGUUUUACUAAAACUUAAUAAAAUGAGUGUAAGGCAUUUAAUGAAUUCCACAAUGUUGAAAUAAUAGUUUGAAGUACAUACAUGCCCUUCAGUAUCCUUUAGGAUGUCUGGUGAGUUAGUUGUUGAUGAGUCCUUAGCGUUGGGAAACGGUCCUAGUUACUGCUCUUUGCCACAAAUUACAUUUUAUUUUACAGGUAGUCCUUGGUUUACAUCCAUUCAUUCAGCAACUGU